Lampris incognitus (smalleye Pacific opah) is the source of this 1246-nucleotide messenger RNA. It is a transcript of the gene crybb1l1, whose product is annotated as crystallin, beta B1, like 1. NCBI's taxonomy places the organism in Eukaryota, Metazoa, Chordata, Actinopteri, Lampriformes, Lampridae. The coding region runs from base 110 to 769 and encodes 219 amino acids. Gene Ontology annotation, molecular function: structural constituent of eye lens. Gene Ontology annotation, biological process: lens development in camera-type eye; visual perception. The transcript is spliced from 6 exons. The record is from RefSeq and is a predicted model, not a curated record.
UAAUCCCGCUCCGGCAGGCGCCAGCGUAUAAAAGCCAGGGGCGCACUCCGAGCCACACACACUCUCUGAGUGAGGCUCGGCGCACGCAUCGUACACACAUACAGUAAUCAUGUCCAGUGGAGAUAAGUCCAAGGCUGCUUCCCAAACCGACGGGAAGGCUGCCCAGAGCAAGAAGUCUGAGAUGGGACUGACAUCCUACAAGAUGUACGUCUACGACCAGGAGAACUUCCAGGGUCGCAUGGUCGAGAUUAGCAACGAGUGCAUGAACGUGUGUGAGAUGGGCAUUGACCGUGUACGCUCCCUGCGCGUCGAGUGCGGACCCUUUGUGGGCUUUGAGCAGAUGAACUUCUGUGGUGAGAUGUACAUCCUGGAGAAGGGAGAGUACCCUCGCUGGGACUCCUGGAGCAACUCCCAGAAGAACGACUACCUGCUGUCCUUCAGGCCCGUCAAGAUGGACCCCGAGAAGCACAAGAUCUGCCUGUUCGAGGUGGGAGAGUUCAAGGGCCGCAAGAUGGAGAUUAUGGACGAUGAUGUUCCCAGCCUGUUCUCCUAUGGCUUCACUGAUAGGGUGGGCAGCAUCAUGGUCAGCUGUGGAACCUGGGUGGGAUACCAGUUCCCUGGAUACCGUGGUAGCCAGUACCUGCUGGAGAAGGGCGACUACAGACACUUCAACGAGUACGGCGCCCGCCAUCCUCAGCUGCAGUCCGUGAGGCGUAUCCGUGACAUGCAGUGGCACCAGCAGGGCUGCUACACCAUGGCCAGCAAGUGAGGCCCGGUGAGGGAGAGAAAGAGAAAGAGUGGAAGCGAGGGAGAGGGGCGGAGGAAGAAGGAAAGGGGGAGAGAUGUUUGAGGCCUAAAGGGUCUACGAUCACAGCGCAGGGAAGGGGUGUGGAUGUCAGCCCGCCCCUAAUCUAAUGGAACACCUCAAUGGAAGGAGCAGCUGGACCGGAAAAGAAAAAAAAAAUAAAACAUCAAACAACUCUUCACUCCUCUAUGUCUCUACUCUUCUCUUUCUCCCCUAUGGUCUGACCUUUGCUUCCAACCAAUUCUUUAUCUUUUUUUUUGUUCCCCUCCUCUCCUUUCACCUGCAGUCCUUCGCAGCACCCAAUAGGGAAGGAAACAUCACUUGCUGUUUUACAUGAUUCUCAGCUCAGGGUAUGAUGCAUAAUGGGAAACUGAGUUUCUAAGAACCCCUUGACUUCUACUGUCUAACCCUGUGCAGUGCACACCCUCUCUGCUGUACAGA